Molecule: messenger RNA, 2088 nt
Organism: Puccinia triticina
Lineage: Eukaryota; Fungi; Basidiomycota; Pucciniomycetes; Pucciniales; Pucciniaceae
Exons: 13
Coding region: 1-2088 (695 amino acids)
Biological process (GO): protein folding
Cellular component (GO): endoplasmic reticulum
Molecular function (GO): protein disulfide isomerase activity
Source: RefSeq, a predicted model, not a curated record
AUGAAGCUCGCCCGGGCCAUCCACCUCCUCGGCCUCCUCCCGGCAGCCCUGGCCGUCCAACUGCAUGCCGGCGUCCAGCUCAACGAGAACAACUUCGACUCGACCAUCCAGCACGGGUUAUGGUUCCUCGAAUGCUACUCACCGUUCUGUCCCCACUGCAAACACUUCGCACCAACAUGGAUACAGUUGGUGGACAAGAUGAAACACUAUGAAGCUGAAGGACUGAAGAUGGGCCAGGUGGACUGCAUCGCACAGGGCGACCUGUGCAUCCGAUUAAGCGUUGAUUUCUACCCCCAGAUGAAGCUAUACGAGGACGGGAAACAUGUCGAAUCUUACAAUGGCGAAAAGGAUAUCCCGGCGCUCGCGAAGUACCUCGAGAAGAAAGUAGAGGAGUACCAGUCCAAGCACAAGAAGCCGGCCGAGCCAGUCGCCACGAUUGACCCCCAGCCGGCGGUCGCUGAUCAACCAGGCUCGGCUGCGCAGACCCCGGUCCACGCCGAGCCACAGCACCCCUCGCCGCCCUCGCCCGACACCCAUCCAUCCGUCCAUCCCGCCCCGCCCGCCGCCCCGCUCCCCGUCUCCGAACACCCUGCCCACACCUCUGCUCCCGCUCCUCAGACCGAUACCCCACUCAAGACCCCCAAUCCGCUCGGCCAGCUCGUCACGCUGGACAAGGACAACUGGAGCUCCUUCACCAAAGCAGCCCCGCACCUCCCCAUCCUCGUCCAAUUCCAAACCGCCUGGUGCAAAGAGUGUCGCACGUUGGUUCCUGUUUGGGAAGAAACUGCACGGCUAUUGAAGGAUCAAGCCAACGUGGCCCAGAUCGACUGCGAAUCGAAGUGGAACAAGGAGAUCUGCACCGUCGAAAACAUCCGCCAAUUCCCCUUUUUUGUCUUAUACCAUGAUGGAACUAAGCUCGACUACUCAGGACCGAAAGUGGCUUCCUCGAUGGCCGAAUUCGUUCGCAAGGCCGUCGCCACGCCCGGCUCGCACGAGAUCACCAUGCGGGAGUUCGACGAAGCGUUACAAAAGAAGAACCUCUUCUUCUUAUUCCUGCACUCGAGUGGGACGCCGAUCACGGUAGUUGAUGCGGUGCGGACGGUCGGGAAGGGAUUUCUGGGCUCGGCAGAGAUCCUAAAGUCGGACAGUCAGGCGAUCUACGAGCGGUUGAAGCUGCCGUCCUCGCACGCCUAUCUGCUCGUGUUCAAGGAAUACGAGCGAGUGCCAUGGGCGAAGUUAGAGCUAGAGGAAGACGCGGGAAGCCCCCAGGAACGGGAGGGGCCGAGGGCGCGCCAACAGAAGCUGACGCAGGCCGUCCAGCACUGGAUCACCGUGCACUCGAUCCCCCUCCUGGCCGAGCUCGACCAGCAGAACGUCCACCGGGUCCUCAACUCCGGCGCCCGCAAGCUCGUCGUCCUCGUCGCCCUCUCCGGCAUCGUCGCCCAGCACGCCCACAUCGACCUCCAGAAAUCCAACCCCAAGUCGGUCGCCCUUCGGGACGAGGUCAAGCUCUGGGCCGUCCAGUGGCGCAAGAGCCAACACGCCAGGGCCGUAGACAUGCCCAUCGACUGGGUCUGGGUCAACCCCGAAGCUUGGGCCCAUUGGCUCUACACCUCCUAUGGCCUCCUCCUCCCCCGUCCUUCAGACGAUCCCAAGCUCUCCAGCGCCAUCAUCGUCGUCGACCCCCACCACCAUCGGUACUACGACCGCCAAGAAAACGGCGUCACGCUCGCUUUUAAACCUACCUCCGUCUUCCAGACCCUGCUGGCCAUCGAGAUGCACAAGCUCUCGGGCAAACUCGCCGGCACAUUCUGGAGCCGUCUUGCUUGGCGAUCCCAUCUAUUCGUGCAUUCAAUGAGGUUCAUGUUGGAGCCGCGAUGGAUAAUGGUGUGGAUGGUGGUGAUGGGGCUGGUUGGCUACUGGCUCAAGAGCUCCCAUCCGCGCCGCCCGCCGGGCUCCAGCUCGCUCUCUCCGCAACCCGCGAAGCCGUUCCUGCACGCCUCGUCCAGCGACCCGGCGCCCUCCAAGCCGCCCGGCUUCGCCACCGUCUUCGGCCUCAACUCCAACGUCGCCCUCAAGGCCGACUAA